Messenger RNA from Symbiodinium pilosum, 2388 nucleotides. The record is from the annotation of a GenBank genome assembly. NCBI's taxonomy places the organism in Eukaryota, Dinophyceae, Suessiales, Symbiodiniaceae.
AUGUCUGAAACUUCUUUGCUUUCUGCUGCAAAGCGGGUGCUCUUGAGCCGGCGGCGCCUUCUGAUGUUGGCCUCUUGGCUGGAGGAGCUGAGCACCAUUUCUGGAAUCAGUUCCAGACCCCGUGCCCAUGAGGUGAGCCUCGGCCUGGCGAAGUCCAGCUUCCUGAUUAUCGACGGCUCGAACGCAUUCACGCUGGAGACCGUCUACCACAAGACUCAAGUCCAGGCGGCAGGCCUGAUCACAGCCGUUGCUUUUUCUGGCAUACUCGGUACCGUUGUGGUGUCGAAGCUUGGUUGGGAGCCCCGCGACGUGCUCGUAUUCUAUGGGCCCCUGCUUGUCAUUUCGGCCACCGGCACUCUGCUUGUGGCCUUCUUUGCUUCGGGCAGUUUGGUGGGUUACAUCGUGGCGGUCUGCCUACAGCAUUUCAUUGUCUUUGGGCCCAACAUGGCUCUAUAUGCUGAGUUUCCUCAAGACUUGGCGGAUGUAGCUGGGAUGGCCAGCUGUAUUCAGCUGUCCGGAAGCUGCAUCUUAGCCAGCCUCUUUUCGCUCCCUGGACUUGCAGCAGCCGGAGGAGGCUCGCGCGGAAUGCUGUCAUCCUUGGCGAUCACUGUGAUGCUGUUGCAGCUGUGCAAUACGGCGAAGCUACAGAGGAAGCUGCAUCGCAUGCUUGCUGGGAAGGGACUCUUCACUGCCUUCGGAUGGGUGUCGGCAAUGGUCAGCUCAGAACAGUGCUUAGCUUGCCGUCUUCUGAUGGCAGAGCUCGAGAAGCUGCAGGAGGUAGUGGAUCGACCAGACAAUACCUGUGGCUUCCUUGUGACAGUAUCUCUUUCACGCAGGUGUGAUGUGUCAAAGGAGACUGGGCUUGCAGAUCUUUACAGCGCUUGGCGAACACCGCUAGUGUUACUUUUCCCUGACACGGAGAUCUUGCUGCCCGGGCUACAGGUGACCUUUUCGGGACAGAUGCAGUACUCCUCCCUGAUCAGCUUCGCAAAUGGGGGGCCCUGGACGCCACAGCUCCGCUCAUUUGCGGAUCUUGAGGAGGCCGUGCACGACAGUGGCCGUGCCGGAACUUUUGUGGGUUUCUUCCGAUCACCGGAAGCAGCAGGGCCUCUUCAGGAGCUUUGGCCACUGGACUGCCUGCGACGUUACAACCGUGCAUUUACGUUUGCCAGGUGGGAGAACGACACAGGCACUAACAAAUCUAGAGGGGAGGAGGAGCUCUGGCGCUGGGCUGGACUUGGUACCCGAAAGGCCUUGCGAAUAAAGGAGGUCCAGGAGGGCCAACUGCUGAAGCAGGAGAUCGAACUGGACUCGAACACCGGGUCCGCACAGUUGGCGUCGGGCACCCGUGCACCAAGUACUGGUCGCCUCUUGCAUUUGCACGGCCUGUGGAAGCAAUCGUCUACGUCCGGGCUGACGAGGAUGCCUGUCAAUUCGUCGGCCGCUCGAAACGGGCCCGUUUGGGAUUUUGGUUGUCUGGCCAGAUUUGCACUGUGCUUCAAAGAAGGCGGCUCUUCGUCGUCUACAGCAAGGUUCACGGCCUCAAGCUGGAGGGAACAAGUGGAUGCUUUCUGCGCCUGGUGCGAGCGCCAGGUGCUUGCCCCAGUUGCCGUCUUCGAUGCGCCGCGUGCAGCGGCUCUGGACAGAACCUUUGACUGGCUCUUGCUCCUCUUUGCGCCAAAGGAUGUGACCGAGGAUCAAGAUGGCGAGUCUGAUUUCCAUCGUGAGCGGCGGCGCCUAGAACGCUUCACAUCGGCCGCUUGCGCCAAGGACAAACGCUAUGCAGAGGUUCUACCUGUGAUCGUGCCAUGGGGCGGUGAGGAUAUCUUAUCAUUCCGGGCCUCCUUCGGCCUUGGACUGCAGGACCCUGCUCUACCCCUACCGCGGCAAGGAGAAGGAGGAGAAUCGAGGACGGGUUGCCGAGCUCUGCAGGACGCUACUGACACCGAGGGGUCCGAGCCUGGACGACGGCGACGCCUGGUCCUCUUUGCUACAUCCCUGUUCAACACGCGCACCCGGAGGAAGUACCCUGCCCCUGGUGGUGCAGGUUGGUGCCCUGGCGAUGAGCUGGCACUGUGCCUCUUCACGGAUGCCGUCUUGGAUGGGAAAGUUUCACCGCACGUUCGCUCCACAAAGAGGUUCCCAGAGCCUGAUGCUGCGGCGCCAGGGGUCAAGGAACUCUUUGGCUCCUCUGUGGAGUUGGAAGUGCUCCAGCCAGUGGCACAGCGUCGUGCCGAGGUCUUGAUUCUGUUAUAUGCGCCUUUCUGCAGCUACUCGCAGCACUUCUUCACACUCUGGAAGCAAGUCACGGAUUCGCUGCGCGCGAUGAAAGGACCGUCACCCAAUGCAUCCGCACCAGUGGGGCUCUUAGUCAGGCAACUAUGCUAA